AACAAGUGCAGAUUUUGUUCAUUUAAUUUCUCCCCUUUGUCCUGCGUCGGUGCACAACAUUUGCACUCGCCGCACAUCAGGUACUGACAACGUCAUCCUCUCUCCCGUCUCUCCAACCUGGAAACACGUGACCAAAACACUGUCAUGGCGGCCUCCGUCGCUGCCCGAGUGAGCGUGGGGCAACUCACUUUGAGAAUGUCCAGAGUUGCCCCCGACUGUAACCGUUGUCCUUUAAACAGAAUAUGUAGGAAUGCUAUUACAGGUGGAGCUAAAGUCGCCGCCGUGGAUCAUUUUCGAUCACCAAAUAGGAAUCUACAGACAUCUAUCCCUCGACACCACAUUGAGGAGCACACUAAUCCAGAGGAGCAAGGAGAUGCCGUCAACGUGGUGUACAUAGACCGAUCUGGACAGAGGAUACCAGUGAAGGCCAAAGUUGGGGAUAAUGUCCUCUAUCUUGCUCACAAGCAUGGCAUUGAGUUGGAAGGGGCCUGUGAAGCGUCGUUAGCAUGUUCUACGUGUCACGUGUAUGUAGACGGGGACUUUUUCGAUAAGCUGCCAGAACCAGAUGAAAGGGAGGACGACAUGCUGGACAUGGCCCCCAAGCUGCAGGAGAACUCGCGUCUGGGCUGCCAGAUCAUCCUGACCAAGGAGCUGGACGGCAUGGAGCUCACGCUGCCCAAGGUCACGCGCAACUUCUACGUGGACGGACACGUCCCCAAGCCUCACUGAUGACCCACCGACUGACCGACGGCCACGUCCCCAAGCCUCACUGAUGACCGACCCACCGACGGACAACGGACUGGCUGACAAGAGGGGGGAGAGGGAGGUUAGGGCCUCCACACAUCGGUUCCGACAGCACUGCGGAGCACUUUCGCUUAGUUCCGACACAAUUCCGAGCGCCCUGCAGACAAUUUCACCCCAACAGAGUGUGAAUAGUCAAUGGGGCGGCGCCGACAAAAUAGAACUAGUCUCUAAUCGUUAGCAGACAUCGACGCCAGUGUGCAGGGUUGUAUUGAAAACAAUGGAAUUGAACUUUUGCAGAGCAGUGCUCAGCACUUUGUCGGAGCCGGUGUGCGGAGGCCCUAACUGUGUUCAGGAAAAAGAAAAAAAAGUCCAGGCUGAGGUGGUGGGAGGGGAACACAAGGAUGUUAGUGUGUGUUGGUCUGCAAUUCAAAGACUGGCGGAGCAUCCUGGCUGACUCUUUGCUGAACUGAAAGGAUAAUCAUCCCCCCCAAUCCAAAAAAACCUUCCGUUUGGUUCCGGAUUCUCUCCUCAACAUGUAUCCAAAGACAUGGUGCAUUGCAGUGUGGAAACAGGUUACAUUUCACUUCAUCUCUUCUUAACUGCAUGUGAUUAACCCCAAGGCCCCGUCAAGCCCCAACCUUCUGGUACAAAAUACAACUCUGAAGUCCAAAACUAUUAAAUACAUCACUCACAAGGAAAUCAAGAAGAACCACCGCACACUGGUGCACUUACUUUUGCUGCUUUUUUUAUUUAGUGAAAAAGAGCAGCAGAAUUAAAGGACCAGUUCAGUCAAUUUCAACAUGCAGUUGUAAUGCUCACACUACCCUGGACUUGUCAGUACCUGAGAUUUUUUUUAACCCUUCUUCAGCCUUUUCCGAGAUCCUGGUCAUUGUACUGGGGGCAGCGCUUUUUUUCCAUUUCAAAAAAACAUUUUUUAUUUAUUCCCAAAAACAUCCAAAAGGUUAUACAACAUCAGCAGACAACUAGCAAAUAGCGGUACCUUUUGGUAAAAUAUUUGGAGUAGUCCUAUGUUCAUUUUUAAAAAAAUGUAAAUAAACGCUGCCCCCAUUAGAAUAGCUCAUAUCUCGGAAAGGACUGAGCCUGAAAAUGUGGCAUCACCGAGCACUGACAUGUAUAGGGUAGCGCGCAAUACAACAGCAUAUUGAAAUGGACUGAACUGGUCCUUUAAGUCCACCAGGGUGCUGUGAUUGUUCUCGUCUUCCUCGAAUUACUGAUGACUGCACAUCACCAGCCCCUUGGAAACUGGCUGUGCAGCAUAGGAACUUCAGACCUUUUUUGAGUAUUAAAACAUUACUGUUAUUAUCAUUGACCGGUGUUAGGAAAAAAAAACAAUUCUUUGACACUAAACCUGUCAAGAGUGGUGAUGGAUGCAAAAGGAACAUUCCUUUCUUUGUCUGGGACAAGUCAGUUGCACAAAUGUUACAAGGUUUCUCAGUGGGUUUUUAGCAGUACCACACAAGUUGUGACUACACACACACACACACACACACACACACACAUACACAAUCGUAGGAGGUAAUGCAGUAGUUAAUAUAAGGCAGGGCUGUAUGUAUUCCAUCUAUCCACAGCCCAUGACAUGUAGGGUUUCAGCUGUCAACAAAGACACAGGGAGUGCGUUACAAUAUGCCACCUUGCCUCCUCCACUUGUGCUUGUCUCCUCGUCCCGCCUCCUGGCCCCUCCUCCGUGGAGAAAACGGUAAAGUUUCCCAACUGUCAGCCUAGCCACAACAACUUUUGAGGGACUGUUUUUCAUUCACCAUCCCAAUUGCAAAUGAGAAAAUUUACAAAUGAGCUUUUGCAAGAUAUUGAAAUAUAAUGCUGCUGUCAGUGAUGUCAUCAUGAAAUAUUACUUCCUGUUACGAGGAGACAAGCACAAGUGGAGGAGGCAAGGUCGCAUAUUGUAACUCACUCCCUGAUGAGGAACCAUGAUGGAUAGGAGCUUAAAGUUUUAAAAAGCAAGCAUCUUGCCCUACGCUUAGCUGCCUGCAUACUGUGCUUCGCAUCCUAAAGGAAAUGGGGGAGCGUACCUAUGUUCCCCGGGUCCUAUGUUCCCCGGGUCCUAUGUCCCCUGGUCUUUGUAUGGGACCGGGGAACAUAGGACCCUUUUUCUAAAAAAGGCUUCUACGUUCCCCGCAUUGUAUGUUUCCGAGUUUUCAAAUUGUGCCCUUCCCAAAACCAUCCCUAAACCUAACCUGUCAGUAAUACAAUGUUUCCGAGUUGUCCUUUUUUGGUACCCUGACCAAAACUAUCCCUAGACCUAACCUGUCAGACGUGCAACAACAACUUGUGCUUUGCUAUGCGGCAGCAGUGUACUUGGAAGCAACGGGGAACAUGGAACCCUUUUUUGAAAAAAGGGUUCUAAGUUCCCCAGUUGCGGGGAACAUAGGACCCAGGGAAUAUAGGACCUGGGGAACAUAGGUACGCUUCCAAAUGGACACCCUCUGGCUUACCGGUAGUUUAUACUACAAAAAUCCACUGCACUAUUCAUUUCAUAUUCACAUACAUUUAUCUAGCAAGAGACACAGUUAAAACAGAGUUUCCACAAUUGUAUAGUCAAGGAUGUUGUAUUUUUUUCUGUUUGUCAGUACUGUAAAUGUCAUUUCAACGCACAAUGUAAUUAUUGGUUGUUUUCAAGUAAUGCAAUUGAGUUUAAAUAAACUAUUAUUAAACUCGAA
Engraulis encrasicolus (European anchovy) is the source of this 3440-nucleotide messenger RNA. RefSeq names its product ferredoxin 2 (gene fdx2). Gene Ontology annotation, biological process: positive regulation of oxidoreductase activity; P450-containing electron transport chain. Gene Ontology annotation, molecular function: 2 iron, 2 sulfur cluster binding. Bases 145 to 729 code for a protein of 194 amino acids. Lineage: Eukaryota; Metazoa; Chordata; Actinopteri; Clupeiformes; Engraulidae. Gene Ontology annotation, cellular component: mitochondrion. The record is from RefSeq and is a predicted model, not a curated record. The transcript is spliced from 5 exons.